Molecule: messenger RNA, 960 nt
Organism: Rhagoletis zephyria (snowberry fruit fly)
Lineage: Eukaryota; Metazoa; Arthropoda; Insecta; Diptera; Tephritidae
Source: RefSeq, a predicted model, not a curated record
AUGGCUCAAAUUCAGUCGUACAGCAAUCUCGAUCAAGGGCAAUUUGAUAAACUAGUUUCACAGGAUUUUCCCUUCAUCAUCUCUGACUGCAACUUUGGUAGCUGCCUCCAAAAGUGGAACGCCGAGUACCUGUCCAGUAAGCUAAAUGGUUCAUCAGUAAAGGUGCACGUCUCUGAGGAGCCAGUGCUGAACUUUCUGACAAAAAACUUUCGCUAUGAGACGCAGAACUUUGGAGAGUUUCUGCAGAAGUGCGCCCACCCCGAUGGUGAUCAGCAGUACCUGUACCUGCGAUCGAUUGGUGUCGAUAAGCGAGGGCGAGACGUGGCUGACAUUCAGAAGCACUUUCCGCAGAUUGCCGACGAUCUGGUGAUGCCCCCGUUCGCCAACUUCUGCACGGACAUUGACUGUGAGGAGGAAGGCACCACCAAGUGCACUAAACGGCACCUCUUCUCUAGCGUCUUUCGCAUCUCUUCAAAGGAGCUCGUGGUGUGGACGCACUACGACAUGGUCGACAACAUCCUGCUUCAGGUGAAGGGCGAGAAACGUGUCACGCUGUUUCCCCCUUCCGAUGCGCCCUUUCUGUACAUUCGCGGCGACAAAUCGGAGAUUGCCGAUCUCGAUCAGGAGAACAUCGAGGCGGAGUAUCCGCUCUUUUCACAGGCCACCCGGCUGGACUGCCACCUCGGCGAGGGUGAUGCCAUCUUCAUACCGGCACUGUGGUUCCACACCACCAAGGCCUUGCAGUUCUCCAUUGGCGUCAACUUCUUCUGGAAGGACCGCCAGCUGGCGGCGUUCUACAAUCGGACAGACGUGUACGGCAACAAGGACCUGAUCCCGGCAGCGGACGCCUACAGCAACGUCGACAAGGCGCUGAAGCACCUGUCCAAGCUGCCGCCAAAGUACCGGCAGUUUUACCUUCACAUGAUCAUUGCCAGACUGAAUAAAGAGCUUACAGAAUAA